AUGGUCGCGGACCCCGGCGCGCUGGCGGCGACCCUCGCGUCGUCGUCCACGCUCCUCAGCUACGAGUUCCAGGGCUCCUACGCGUCGCUCUACGCGACGCUCUUCCUCUACGUCAUCUCCUUCCCGGGGCUGUGGUCGACGAUCAAGCGCGCGUCCAAGAUCGCGCUCGUGCAGCAGACCUACGAGUUCCCCGGCGAGAAGGCGCCGGUGGACGCCAAGUCCAUGCGCGAGGUCGCCGGCGACGUCAUGGCCUACAUGCAGGCGAACAACUACGAGGUCGCGGAGGCGGGCGAGACGAUCACGUUCAAGGGCAAGAUCGCGCCCGAGGUGUCGCAGGCCGCGUUCCUCGUCUUCUGCACCUUCAUCUGCUUCGCGUCGCUGGCCCUCGUGCUCCAGAUCCAGGUCCCCACCGUCGCCGGCGUCGACGUGGGCUCCUACUGGUUCCUCACGACGCUCCUCUCGCCCUACGCGGGGCUCUACUACUGGAAGUCCGCGAGCGACAACGAGCAGCGCGAGGUCAAGGUCAAGCUCAGCGCCAACGACGACGAGAGCCAGACGCUCAUGGUCGUCCGCGGCGACAAGAAGGACGUCCAGCGCAUGGAGGAGGAGAUGGACCUCCAGCAGGAGGGCAUGAUCCGCGUCCGCGGCGUCUUCGACUACUCCAAGACCGCCUAG
Messenger RNA from Aureococcus anophagefferens, 675 nucleotides. RefSeq lists its product as hypothetical. Lineage: Eukaryota; Pelagophyceae; Pelagomonadales; Pelagomonadaceae. The record is from RefSeq and is a predicted model, not a curated record. Bases 1 to 675 code for a protein of 224 amino acids. The transcript has a single exon.